AUGAAAUCUGUCGAAGACGAAAAUAUACUCAAAGAUAUAUGUGAAUCGAAUGGAAUCAAUUACAAUGCAUUACAGCGUAAUAGUGGAAUUGACUCAAAUAUACAAAUACUUGAAAUGUUUUUUUCUGGUCUACCUCGUCUUAUAAGUCUGCAACCAUUUCCGAACCUAUUCAAACUCGUCAUUGUUAAUCAAAAUAUUGAACAUAUCGAAGGCUUAGAUACGUGCGUCAAUCUACGAGAACUAUGGAUUACAGAAUGUAAACUAACAAGAAUUGAAGGUCUUAGCCGAUGUAGUCGUUUGCAGCGUUUAUAUUUGUACGCCAACGCAAUAACAACGAUCGAACAUCUUAAUGGAUUACAACAACUCGAACACCUGUGGCUCAAUGAAAAUUUGAUUACAAAAAUUGAAGGAUUAGCCAGUGCAAAACAUCUCAAAGAUCUUAACCUUGCCUCGAAUCAAAUCAAAUACAUCGGCAUGUCUCUUGCAGAAAAUACCGAACUCGAAGUGCUAAACCUUGCUGAUAACAAAAUCAGUUCCUUUCAAGAUAUUACUUUAUUGACCGCAUUACCAAAACUACGUAACAUUGCAUUCAGUGAUCCUGUGUAUGGCGGAAAAAGUCCCGUGGCGUCCAUGGCGAAUUAUCAUGUUCAUAUCUUAUACCAUUUACCACAUCUUGAGUAUAUUGAUGGGGUGCAUAUAUCGACCCGACAAGUUGCUGAACAGGCUGAAGCAACCGUGACAAAGAAAAAGAUGUGGUAUCACAUGAAAUCGAAGACAUUAGAACGUGAAUAUGAUGAAUUCGAGACUCGAUUAAAACAAUUACGAAAAAGGAAUGAACAUAUACCGGAAGAACAUAUCCGUUCAUUGAUUAGAAGUCUUCAACAAUUAAAACAAGAAUUACAUCUACCGGAAAAAUAUCAACGGAUACGAACAGGUGGUGAUAAUAAAAAGGAAAAAAUCGAAAAACAAAUUGAUAUCCUUCGACAACGAGUAGUUGCUUGGCAAAACAUUCUAAAUACUCUUACUGCUCAAUAUGAAACUGCUCAUUUUAUUUUACUACAACAAAAAGCUCAACUUGCAUCGCGUAUUCAAUUAGAAUUAAUCAGUGGAGGAAAUAUUCGAUUUGAAGAAGGCACCGUUAAUGAUGUUUGGUACAACGCUACAAAAGAUCUUCUACUCUCACGUUUUUGUUCGUCGAUUUACAAUCGAUAUAAUAUAACUGGUAUUAAGAUUCAUCGGAUCACACGAUUGUUCAAUCGACCGAAAAAGUUACAAUUCGAUCAUAAUUUGGAUUACACUCUCGAAGAGGAAGAGGAUUCAAUCAAAACAAAAUCGAUUCAAUCGAAAUUAGAAUACUUAUUCUAUACUAGUCAACCAUCGCGACACGAUCAGAACAAUCAUAUGCAUCAAUUCACAACAAUCGAAUCGAUAUCUGAACAUGGCUUUCCCAAUGUUGAAUUAUAUAAAGCAAUGGGUCAAGAAGAAGCCAUUCCAUUCUCGAAUUCGCUUGCUGUCAGUGAUUAUCUUCGUAUUGAACAAGCAGGCUUCCACAAUCGAGAUAAAUAUCGUUUUGGUAGUGUUCUUUUGGCGAAAGUGUACAUUGGCUCAUCAACAACAUUACCAAAAAAGGAAUUGCCAUUUCCUGAGUAUCAAGCAGAUUCAAGUAUAUCAUCUAAAAACUUUCCUAUUCAAGCCAGUGUCACCCGUCACGUAACCUUUCCGGAGCGUACAUCUUCGAAAACUGAACACUGCGAUUGCGGUGGCCUACAACAGCAAUGGUUUGUCUUCGAUCCACUUCAUGCCUAUGCUGAAUAUAUAAUUGAAUAUGAAUAUCUAUUCUCCGUAGCGAACAAUACGCUCAGUGAUCAACUUAGUCGGAUUAAACUUGGAAAACUGGAUGAAUUAACAAUAACCAACUAUAAUGAAGAAGUUCAUCAUGAUAAUUCUAUUCUUCCAUCGAAAGAUGAAGAUUUGUCAUUGAAAAUAGAUGAGUUGAAUGAAGAAAUCUUAUUAGAAAUCACUCACGAGAAGAAUUUAGCAAACAUAGUCGAACUAAAUCUUGCUUGCUGUAACCUGCAUUCAAUAAAAUUCCUAUCGAACUUGAAAAAUCUCCGUUCUAUUAACUUAGCAUUCAACGAACUCGUCAAAUUGGACGAAUUAUGUUACUUUUAUUCAUUAGAAUCAAUUGAUUUAAGCUAUAACAAAUUAGUAACAUUCGAUGGAAUGAAAGGCUUAACGAAACUAAUCUAUUUAAUUGCAACGAACAAUUUCCUCAAGAAAUCACUAGAUGAAGUAUUGACAGUAAAACGUUACUGCCCAAAUGUCAAACAUCUUGAUCUACGUGGGAAUCCAUUUGAUAAACCGGAAACCUAUCGUCCUCGUUCGUUGGCAUUAUUACCUAAUUUAUUAACACUUGAUGGUAUGAACGUAAGCCCUAGCGAACGAGAAGACGCACAAGAAUGUCAAACGGAUGUAUCAUGCUCUCUUGAAAAUUUCAUUCUUCACAGCCGAAUUUAUCCUUUUCGUCCGCGAGAUUUACGUAGUUAUUUCAUUGCGAAAUACUAUGAUAUAUAUACAAAUGAUCCUCUCGGCAUCCAUCAACCGAAAAUUGAUGAUAUUUAUUGGAUGUCCAAAGUGACCAGCUUAUGUUUGAACGAUGUUUAUCUGACUCAAUUACCGGAUCUUAGCAACAUGAUCUGUUUGCGUUGGGCGUCAUUUGACAAUAACUGUUUAACAAAAAUUCAAGGAUUGGACAAUCUCGUUAAAUUGGAAGAAUUAUCGAUUGAAAACAAUUUUUUGAAAGUUAUUGAUGGUAUCGACAAUCUCUUGAGUUUAAGUCGAUUAAAUGUUUCUAAGAAUGACAUCGCUGACAUCGAAGGACAAGUGAUUAGUAAUCUUCCUCGAUUGUCAUACCUAGCUCUCGAUCAUAAUCGAUUGCACAGUCUAGCAAAACUAAACGGAUGUUCGACGUUGAUCGAAUUGUAUGCUGGAAAUAAUCUAAUCAAGAACAUUCGAGAUAUAUUCCAUUUGAAAUCAUUAUCGAAUUUACUCAUCUUGGAUCUUUGGGGCAAUCCGAUUUGUCAUGAGGCGGAUAAAUAUCGUUUGUUCAUUAUCUAUCAUUUGAAAUCAUUGAGAGCAUUUGAUGGUUUUGCGGUGGAAAUUCAAGAAAGUGGCGAAGCUCGAGAAACAUUUGGAGGCAAACUAACUGCAGAUUUUAUUGUGGAAAAACUUGGAAAUAGCAAUUUUUCAGAUAUCAAACAUCUUGAAUUACCCCAAAGUUCAAUCCGUGGUGUCGAACUGAAUGCACAAUUUCCUGCAUUGAAAUGUGUCAAUCUUGAACACAAUCAAUUGACUAGCUUCUCAGGCCUUAUUCAUCUACCGAAUCUAAAGGUACUCUGUUUGAAUUAUAAUCGCGUGGAAAGUAUUCUUCCACGUCCAACCAAACCUCGACUUGAUCAUCGUGGAAAACCCAUCCCCGAAAAUGUGGAUAAUCGUGUUGUGCUGGAAAAUCUCGAGGUUCUCCAUCUAGCGUAUAACAACAUCUCCGAUCUAAUUGCACUCCAAUUGAAUAAAAUUCCAUCUUUGCGAUCGUUGUUUCUUCAAGGAAAUGAAAUAACAAAAGUCGAAGGUUUAGAAGCCUUGCGUCAUUUACGGGAAUUAGUAUUGGAUAAGAAUAAGAUUCGAUUGAUAACGGAGACGUCAUUCUACUUUCAAACCAAUCUAGUGGAAUUACAUUUAGAAGAAAAUCGCAUUCGAGAAUUAACAUUUUUUGAUCGUAUGAUGAAAUUAGAAAAGCUCUUUUUGGGUUCAAAUAAGGUUACAGAAACACAGGAAAUCGAAAAACUCAGCUUACUUGUGUGUCUCAACGAAUUAUCUUUGACUAACAAUCCGGUGUCGCGCAAAUCUUCUUAUCGAUUUUUCGUGACGCACAAAUUACCUCAAGUACAGAUACUUGAUGAGCAAUUAAUUACCGAAGACGAACGAUUCCGAGCUGAAAUUUACUACACCGAAUCAGCACAACAGGGUGCAUCAACUGGGAAUGUUAGCGAAUAUUUUCCUGGAUUCUUGAGCUCAAACCCUCAGCAAACACAACAACAACAACAACAACCUAUGCGAAUCAAUCAACUAGCGCUCAACGAUGGUUACGGUAGUUCCUAUCUAAUUGAUCAAAUUCGUCAUCGACAAAUGCAGAUUCGUGCUGCAGCCGCCAAUAUCGGAAAUUCCAAUGGUAAAAAUGGUAAUGCGCGUUUUUUACCUAAUGAUCGAUAA
Adineta ricciae is the source of this 4269-nucleotide messenger RNA. The record is from the annotation of a GenBank genome assembly. NCBI's taxonomy places the organism in Eukaryota, Metazoa, Rotifera, Eurotatoria, Adinetida, Adinetidae.